Messenger RNA from Nylanderia fulva, 4369 nucleotides. RefSeq names its product Autophagy-related 4b (gene Atg4b). Gene Ontology annotation, biological process: protein delipidation; protein processing; autophagosome assembly. Gene Ontology annotation, molecular function: protein-phosphatidylethanolamide deconjugating activity; cysteine-type endopeptidase activity. The record is from RefSeq and is a predicted model, not a curated record. NCBI's taxonomy places the organism in Eukaryota, Metazoa, Arthropoda, Insecta, Hymenoptera, Formicidae. Gene Ontology annotation, cellular component: cytoplasm.
AAAAAUGAACGGGCAAACCAAGUUCGGAAAAUUGUGGAAAAUUUUCUCUCCGCGUCGUAAAUAGACGUUCGCGUCCGACGCUGCUGCUGUAGGCGUCCUGCGUGUAGAAUCAAUCGGUGACGCGCGCAACGAGGCCAGGAAGAUGUAACGCAACUCUCGCAUUCCUUUCGUCGCACGUGCGUGUCUUUUAUCAACGAGAUAUCACGGGGCAUCGUCCGCUCAAGUUCUCCGUUCGUGUCAGACAUCGGUUCUAUAUCUUUAAGCAUGAAUGGGCAGGUGCAUUCCUCGCGGGAGAGGUUAGGUUGUUUUGGCCCUGCCAAUUUCGGACUAUUUUCCGGGAUGAUCCCUGAUCGUGUACCGGGUAUACAAAUUCCGAUCUCUGAUCGCGGUCUUGGACCAUCCGAGAUACCAUUGGACGACAGCAUGGCUGUUACGGAGGUCGACAGCAAAGUCAAGACUAAAUUGCUCUCCAUGUGGAACAAUGUUAAAUAUGGCUGGACCGUGAAGAUGAAGACAAACUUCUCAAAGGAAUCUCCAGUUUGGUUGCUAGGUCAGUGUUACCUAAAAAAAUCGGAAGAUCCUUUGGAGAGGGCAUCGGAAGCUUUAGAGCCAGUUGGUACAGGGAGUCAGGUUUCCUUGGCGAUGGAUGCCGCAAACUUUGAGAACACGAUAGAGGAGUUUAAGAGAGAUUUUGCCUCGCGCAUCUGGUUAACAUAUAGACGAGAAUUUCAGAUACUUAACGGUUCCACCUUUACCACAGACUGUGGCUGGGGUUGCAUGUUGCGCAGCGGACAAAUGAUGUUAGCGCAAGCGUUGGUCUGUCAUUUCCUCGGACGGGAAUGGAGAUGGCGCUCGGAACAGCAAGCCGAAACUCUUGAACAAAGGCUGGACGAGCGUAAUCAUCGAAUGAUCAUCAAGUGGUUCGGUGAUCAAUCAGAAUCCCCGUUCUCUAUACACAGGCUGGUACUUCUGGGCGCUUCCGCGGGAAAACGUGCCGGCGACUGGUACGGACCCUCCUCGGUGGCGCAUCUCUUGUGUCAAGCUGUGGAAUGUGCCAGCGAACAGCACGACAACAAUCUCGAUCAGUUGGCGGUAUACGUCGCUCAGGAUUGCGCAGUAUAUCUACAAGACGUCGAGAAUGUUUGUCGGACUCCCGAUGGUAAAUGGAAAGCGUUGGUGUUGUUGGUGCCUCUGCGGCUCGGCGCCGACAAGCUGAACCCCGUCUACGCGCCUUGUCUGACAUCGUUACUUACGUUGGACACGUGCAUCGGCGUGAUCGGCGGCCGACCACGACAUUCACUCUAUUUCAUCGGCUACCAGGACGAUAAACUGAUUCAUCUGGAUCCGCAUUAUUGUCAGGAAACUGUAGAUGUGUGGAAAAAUGAUUUUCCGUUAACAAGCUUCCACUGUGCGUCGCCGAGAAAGAUGUUACUGUCGAAGAUGGACCCUAGUUGUUGCGUAGGCUUCUAUUUUCCCAAUAGGGAGUCGCUCACAGACUUUAUGGAGACAAUUCGACGAUUUGUGAUACCGAAUCAGAAGACGAACUAUCCGAUGUUCCUGUUCUGCGAGGGAAGUGGCAAGGAUCUCCAGCAGGGUAUCGAGGUCGUCGAAGGUCUCUUACCGUCUACAACUUCGUUCGUCGGUCACGAAACACUGGAGGACGAUCUGUAUGAAUCUGAAGAGUUCGAGUUGCUGCAAUAAGAAAGGACAAAUAGGUGAUAUGCGAAUGAAUAUCGAACGUUACUCUCUCUACUCUUCAUAUAUUCGCUCCUCCGUAGCGAACAUAAGAAAACGUAGUAACACGAGCAAGAAUUUAUUCUACCGGAACGGUAAAAUCAGAGCGGAAAGAUGCAGCUCCAUGAUCUCAAUGCGUGUUUGAGGAUAAGAUUAGAGUUUCACGCAAUGACCAGUUAUUGUUAUUUACGAGGUAAGAAAUAAGGAAGAGCAUGAUGUUAUUCCCGACGAUAUUCUAGUACAACUUAAUCGAUUAAGCUGACCGUAUACAUAUUUUCGAUCAUGUGCGAUAUGUAUAUAUUAUACACAAUCGUUUGAGAAAGCACGAUUUUUCUCAUUUUCUGAUUGUCAUUCGUUAGUAAUAAUUACUAACAAAAAAAACUUGAUAUGACUUAAUAUCAUAAUAAUUUAGUAACAAUCAUUUUUAUUUAUUUUGCAUGUUACAAAGCGAUACAUUUGUACAUUGUAAAUCUUGAACUGAUUUUGCGAAGACGCGCUUUAAAUUCCAUUGAAUUUAAAUCGAACACAAUCUUGUGAUACUAAGUUUGUAACAAGUUUUGCUAAAUUAGCUCUAAAAUAUAAAUGAAAAUAAAAAUUCGCGCGGAAUAUAAGAAUAUAACAGUUCUCAAGUCUGAUUUACUUAAAGAAAAACAUAAUCAAGCACUAACUUAUUUAUUUAUUUAUUUUUUUACGACUGAAUAAGUCCUGAGUAAUUUCUGCCUUGAGAAAGGAAUAACGAGGGAUUCGUAAGCAUGGUAUAUACAGGGUGAGGCAAGCUAAUAGUGUACGCCUAAAUAUCCAUCCAAGAAAGAUCUGACAUCUGUAUCUAUUUAUAGAUCUAUAAAAUAAAAGGAUUGAUAUCUAAAAAUAUAUAUCUAAUCGAGAUAAAAUUAUUGAAAUUUCGAAUAUUUUGAUUCCUCGAGCGAAUUUUUUCCCUGUUAUUAUACAUAUAUAAUCCUAUCUUUAAAUUGUACAAGUUAUCUUUAACAAUAUUUCCGUGUAUCUUUGGCAGACAAAAAUGUUUAAAGUAGAAGAGAGUAGAAUAGAAUAUAGAAAUAGAAAAGUAUUAAUUUUUCGCGUUCUGAAAAUUAAAAAGGAACACAAGUGGAUAAUACUCAAAUGUGAUGACAAAUAAAAAUCUAUAAUUCUAAAUAUAUAAUAAAAUAAUGUGUAUAUAUAAUAGAAAAAUAAGAAUAAAAAAGGGGAUUAGUUGAAGAAUUAUUCAGAUGUACUCUAUUAGAAAGAUAUGCUUCAUCCUGUAUACGCAUAUACAUAUACAAUAUAUAUAUAUAUUCAUAUGUAUAUGUGUAAUGUACUUAUAUUGUUAAAGAUAUCUGCGUAAUAUUGAACAUUGUUAUCUCUCUUACAUCGAUAACGCUAUAUACACUGGAAAUAAAAUGAAAAAUGUGUGGCGAUUAAUCUUAGAGUGUGUCAUCGAUUUUGUUAAUCACUACUUUGUACUAUGUCUUGAACUUUGGCCAAGCAACUUAGCUCGCAAAUAAUAUAUUCGUAAAAAAAAGAUAAUCACAACAAUCGACAACUCGCUUUAACUCGCCUUUUUAAGAUGCAAAACGAGUGCUGUUUCAGCUCACUUUGCAGAAUUCGAACUAAAGAUUAAUACGACACGAUAAACGUGUACAGGGUGUCCCGAAAGUAUUCAAUCGCGACAAAUCUCUCUCAACCGCUCGUGUUACCUCGACAAUUUUUCACUACGGACAAAAUUCCUUCAUCAAAGAAAAAACGUUCAGUACUUUUGAGACGCUCUGUAUAUUCGUUGCUACUUUUAAUUGGUUCUAUAAUAAUAAUAUUUUAAUACAUGUAACUCUCGUGCGCUAAAUCUAGUUGCUAUCGAGAACUAUCGUUAUCAUUCAUCAAAUGAAGCUAUUGCAAGAUCUCGGCGCAUCGAAAACAACUAUUAUUGUCGAUACGAUAUCAUUGCAAGCAACGUGACUCACGCGUGUGUGCGUUUGUACGUGAGGAAUGAGUACGCAAAGUAACGUGUAUAGUGCGUGCUCUCUCGUUAUGCUAUUGCUAGAUGUAAACAGUUUUUGCCGGACAAAAGCGCUUGUUAUUCGAGAUCGUGUGCACGAAUUGGAGAGAGAUCCCAGAUCGGUUUAAAUAGAUCUGUCUGUCUCACUUCUCAGAUAUGGAAGAUUGUAAAAGAUAUCAUUUCAUGUUUUAUUUUUUCAUUCUUUUAUCUAAUCUUUUUUUCUCUGCAUCUACGUGUGCGUGAAUUUAAUUUUUAAAUAUAUAUAUAUAUAUAUAUAAAUAGAUUGAUUUAAGAGAGAAGAUAUCUUGUAUCCCAAGUAGAUUCAACAUAUGAGAGAAAGAGAUAGAGAGAUCUAUAUAAGAUCAUCCUCGUCUAUUCAAGUAUAUUUGUCUAGGAAAAAAAUUGAUCUAAAAUUCAAAAGUAUUGUGCUAUACAAUUCUUGAUUUUCGGCCACAUCUCGUCGGUGGUGUUGCCGUGAAAAUCCUUCAAUAUUCCAAUCUCGCGAUAAAAUCGCACAACCGGCUCGGUCUUCGUCGCGUAGUCCUGCAACCUCCUCUGCACGACUUCCGGUUUAUCGUCCUCUCUCUGACUCAACGGCUCACCCGUUACAUCGUCUUUACCCUAAAAAAAAAAAAAAAAAAAAAA